Schizophyllum commune H4-8 is the source of this 3357-nucleotide messenger RNA. RefSeq lists its product as uncharacterized. The record is from RefSeq and is a predicted model, not a curated record. NCBI's taxonomy places the organism in Eukaryota, Fungi, Basidiomycota, Agaricomycetes, Agaricales, Schizophyllaceae. The transcript has 6 exons. The coding region runs from base 298 to 3282 and encodes 994 amino acids.
AGUUCAGAGACAUUGUUCUCAAGGUACACAAUGGCGAGGCUUACCAGAGCCAAAUCCCGGGAAAGGACAGCUGCUAAGUCAGUUCGGCGCUCGUUGAUCGCUGUUUACGUUGCGGUCGGUCGAGUUUCAUGUGACGAUAUCGGUGUAUAGCCUUGAAGCCCACGCCUUGCCUUCUUCUAUCACCGGCUGCGAGUGACUAUCGCUUCUUUGUUGGCAGGCAGAGAUCCAUCUAUACUCUGCAGGUCUGCCACAAAAUUAGCUUCGCGCCAAGCCGAAUGAUACUCCGCCAACACCACAAUGACCAACGAAUCCCCUCCUGAUAGGACACCAGAGCGCGUAGGUACCCAAAGCACGUCAGUUCCUCAAGGCGAAGAAACAAGUUCUCCAGGUGCUGCAAGGAGGACCGUCUUCGGGAUCAGGCAAAAACCUCGCCAGCGACCUGCGACUUCUUAUGAUUACGAAGAGAAGUACGGCGAGGAUGCGUAUGGAGAAGAGCUAGGUCCUAACGCGCGAUUCUGGCAUGUUUCGCUCGACGAAGGGCGCGUGUAUGAUGCGGAUAUGGUGGAGGGUUGGCGCGACACGCUGGACGUACUUCUUGUCUUCGCUGGUCUCUUCUCUUCGGUUGUGACCACCUUCGUCGUACAGUCAUCUCAGGCAUUGCAGACCGACUACGCGCAAAUCUCGGUGACCCUACUGUCGGAGAUGAUCGCUAUACAGAGAGCGUGGGCGGAGGGCUCGCCAGUGAAAGACGUGGCCCGCUCGCACAUCUCGCUCAGCGCCGUGUCUGCGAGCAAACUCGACUACUGGUGCAACGGCUUGUGGUACAUGAGCCUUUCUCUCAGCCUCUCCGUUGCCCUGAUGACCGUGCUUGUCAAACAGUGGCUGCAGGUCUACCAAGGUCACGUCUCCGGCACGCCCAAGCAUCAGGCGCUCAUCCGCCAAUUUAGGCUCAUUGGCGUGGAGCGGUGGAACGUCCCGCUCAUCGUCGGUCUUCUGCCCAUGCUCCUUCAUGCAUCGCUACUGCUCUUCUUCGUCGGCUUGUCGCUCUACACAUUCUCCCUCGACACCACGAUCGCGUACGUCGUCAUCGCGCUCGCUGGCUCCGCCUACUCGCUCUAUAUCGUCGCGAACGUCCUGCCGAUGUUCGACCCGCAGUGCCCAUACAAGACCCCGCUAUCGAAUUAUGGAUCACACCUCUUAUGGGGCGCGCUCACUGGCGUACACGGAUGGGUACGCCGCCUCGAGCAGGACAUACUGCCCGGACCGGGCGCUACUGGUGCGCCCCCGAAUUUGGAAUCAGCAUCUUGUGUCCGCCGCUAUAUGACGUUCGCCAGAACGCGAGCUCUAUCCCGCCUGAAGAAGCUCGCACGCCUCCUCCCACUGUCAACUCAGUGGACGCCCCGGACCCGCGAAGCUAUCGCCGCAGCCCGCGAUGAGACUUCGCUCAUGAUCGACUGCCUAUCCUGGGUGCACGCAACGACCUCGGACCCGAGCGCCGUCAACAUCACCGUCCAAGCCGUAUCCGGGCUACCUUCAAGCGUCGCGGACGAGCCCAUAUCGCACGGGGGCAUGCUCGACGAGAUCCUCUCUCGCUUGGAGAUUCUGGCGGAGAGCCGCAUUGCGGAGGAUGAGCAGUAUAGUGUCAGGGAGCGCCUGGCGCGCAGCUUGUUAUUCUUUGCGAUUCCGGAUGACGCGCGGACGAGGCGGAGGAUUGGCGAGGCUGUCUUCUGUUUGGACGCUGCCGUCGUGCUGCAUGGGAUGGGGCGUGAUACGGCAGAACUGCAGGGCGCCGUCCUCGCGCUGGCCGCGAGCGAUUGCUUCGACGGAUGUCUCAGUCUGCUCGCCACGGACACCAUCGACAGGCUGCCCUUCCUCUAUGCGUCGCCGCCUUCCUCGCUCCGCCUCCGGCCCAUCGUAUGGAAGCGCGCGCUGCAGCUCUUCGCUCAAGGGGCUGAGAUUUCGCCCACGAACGCCGUGCAUCUGGCGCUCUUCCUGUGGCGUCGUGCCGAGGGGAACUGUAGCACGAAGUUGUCGAGGCUGCUUUCGGACGACGAUCUCGUUCAGGCUAUGUCGGAUGCGCGCGGGCGAGGGGAGGGGUUGGACGCCCUUCGCGCCAGCUACGCGCUUCUGUGUGGUCACAAGUGCUCGGAACUGGAUCUUGCUCAGGACCCUAUAUUGCACGAGGGCCUACUCCCGCACCUGCUCCGAGUGGCAUUCGAGCGACUCGCGAACGCGGCGGAGGAGUUCAACCAGCAGCGGAUAGCACGCAGCGAGAGGCAGUUCUACGUCGACCUCCACCACGACGAGCUCCAGUUCCUUUCGUCCAUCGCCAAGGCUGCGCUGUCGGACGAGCAGGCGUGGGACUUGUUCGGGACGAUCACGAGGCUGGUCAAGCUGCCGCUGUGGCGACUCGAAGCCCGGGCGGACUUGCUCGACGUGUACCAGCGGCAAGAGAGCACGCCGUCGUGGGCGGCGAGGCCGCUUUUGCAGAACCUCGUUCAGUUGCUCUCGAGUCCACCAAGUGCGGAUCGAGCGCAUGUCAGAGGCGUAAAGUCUGCACUGCGCCAGAUUGCCACGAUCUUUGAGCGAUGUCCGGACGAGGCGCUGGACGAUAUCCUUCUCGCGCUCAGGCCGUACUCGCGACUCGACGUGCAGGAAGACAACAAAUCCCCGGCGUACGUCGACGCGACCGAGAUAUUGGCCGACAUCCUUUCGGCGUACUUCGUGGGCAUCUUCAACGCUUGCGGCGACGACGACGAAAGGACCAUCGAUGUGCGCGCUCACCUCGACUACUUGACGCGCUGCGACGACUACGGCAACGGCCAAAACCGCUUGACGGGGUGUUUGGGCAUCGACCUCCUCGUGGUGGCCAGCUCAGAUGGCGAGGAAGUCCAUCAGUUGCAUCAAGCCUGCCUGCGAUUGGCAGAGCAGACAUCGGAAUCUUACGCUGUGGGCUGGACUGGCGCUCUUGCUGCCAUAGCCUUGCAAGGGGAGCUGGCUACGACUCCCCUGGGACGCGCCCUUCGUAGCGUGCACGGGACCCGGGCGUAUCGCGACUUGCUGAACGCGACAUCUUCCAGUGUAGUCGUCGCGGGCCUCCAGUCGCCGAUGGAGAACGACAUUGUGAAGCUUGCAAGUCUCGCAGAUACGCAGCCGGAUCGUAUUGUGGACGAGUCGGAGGGCAUGUCAGUUGAUAAGCAGCACGAAGAGGAAGGAGAGGAUGAUGAGCGGACGUUGUGCCAGGAGUUUCAUGACGACGAUGAUUCCGAGCGAGACGCUUGACAGCAGAUGGUCAGGGUCUUUGUCGGUGUUCAAAGUAGCUUGAUAGGUCCAUGUUUGGCAAUGUUGUUGUUGAUG